Molecule: messenger RNA, 625 nt
Organism: Gastrolobium bilobum
Lineage: Eukaryota; Viridiplantae; Streptophyta; Magnoliopsida; Fabales; Fabaceae
Product: nudix hydrolase 18, mitochondrial-like
Exons: 6
Coding region: 7-612 (201 amino acids)
Cellular component (GO): cytoplasm; nucleus
Molecular function (GO): pyrophosphatase activity
Source: RefSeq, a predicted model, not a curated record
AAAAAAAUGAAUAAAAAAAUAGUCAUGGGUCUCUUCUUUUCUAGGAAUUUGCCUUUUAAAUAUUUUCUCCCAUUUCUUUUCUCCAAGAACCUUUAUGGCCAUUUGUUUCCCAAGCAAUUGGAGUGCUUGGUUGCCCGUACCGGCAGGCAUUUGCAGCGCUAUGAUGAUGGCUGUCGCCAAGUUGUGGGAUGCAUUCCAUACAGAUACAGGAGAAAGGGACUCCAAAAGAAGGAAUUAGAGGUUCUUGUGAUUAGUGCUCAGAACGGCAAUGGAAUGCAGUUCCCAAAGGGAGGUUGGGAGACUGAUGAAUCCAUGGAGCAGGCUGCUUUAAGGGAGACCAUAGAGGAAGCUGGGGUUGCCGGCAACAUCCAAAGUAAAUUGGGCAAAUGGUUUUAUAAGAGCAAACGCCAAGGCAGGGUACAUGAAGGAUAUAUGUUCUCUUUGCUUGUCAAUAAGCAAUUAGAGAAUUGGCCUGAGAAGAACUUCCGAAAACGAAGAUGGAUGACUGUUGCUGAAGCAAAAAAAGUUUGUCCACAUACUUGGAUGAAGGAGGCUUUAGAUGUAUUGGUCAAUAGACAAUCUCAAUCCUGGCCAGAAACGAGGGAGAUAUAAUUAGUUUGUUAAC